Messenger RNA from Ceratitis capitata (Mediterranean fruit fly), 801 nucleotides. RefSeq names its product probable nuclear hormone receptor HR38. The transcript has 2 exons. NCBI's taxonomy places the organism in Eukaryota, Metazoa, Arthropoda, Insecta, Diptera, Tephritidae. The coding region runs from base 1 to 801 and encodes 266 amino acids. The record is from RefSeq and is a predicted model, not a curated record.
AUGUAUGCCACCGCCAACAAUACAAUAAACCUUACAACAACAACAACAACAACACCGACACUACCCUCCCUGUUUAAUUCCAACACCACCAACAAGAACAAAAACAACACCAUAACCACCACAACCACAACUACCACCAAUUUCAGUUUGAACUCCCAUAACAGAACUGAAUUGAUUGAGCGCAAUAAUUGUAACCGUCAGCAGCAGCAGCAGCAGCAGCGCCAACAGCAAGUCAAUCGCAAAACGCAGCUACUACCAACAACAACAGCUGGAGCUGAUUUACAAUCAUUAUUGAAUCUAUCACCACCGCAGACGCAACAACAAGCAGCGGCAGCAGCAGUUGCUGCGGCAACACUUGCAGCUUCGCUCGGUGCUUUCAGUGGCAGUAGCAACAGUCAUCAAUCCAAUACCAUAUCGGCAGCAGGACGAAGUGCAUUGCCUACACCAACUCAGACGCAGGCUUUGAUAAAGACCGCAAGCAAAUACAUUUAUAAUAAACCACGCAAUCACUAUGAAUUAAUGCAACAACGAUUCCAAAUGCAACAGGAAUUCGCACAUCUUUUGACUAGUGUUGCUGCGAGCAGUGCUGCUGCAGUAGCAGUACAACAACAACAACAACAACAAACCCAACAAAAACAACAGCACCAACGUGGCCGAAACGUUGCCGAUGAGGAAAGUGUUAAUUACGGCAGUUUUGCCGGGACUAAUUCGCGUUCGGUACAAGUAGCUGCAGUAGCUGCAGCAGCGGCAGCCAAAAAUUCAUUAUCCUCUCUUUUACCUUAUUCGAAUUGGUUUUUUUAA